CAAUUUCUUCGUAAUGCACGUAGACAUAUAUGAAAGUGUUAUUUCUGUCAUUAUCAGCGAUAACAAGUGCGACAAGGUUGAUUGAAUUGGUGGGAAAGCGAUAUUUGUGUGGCACCUAUAUAUAUAGUAAGAGUCAUGUAGUAAUAGUAUCCUGCAAUACAUUCAACAUGAUUAAGAUAAAUAAAACUUGAACUAGACAAGGAGAAACACAAUCAUCUGACUAGUCGUUGGGAUAACUCUGCUUGUGUGAUAUUUAAUCGGCUGCUAGGAAUGUGCUAACUGAAUUGCUGUCUGUGAGAAUAUAAUAAUUUAUAUAUUUAUAUUAAUAAAAAGCUUACUGCUAUCACCUUUAAUUAACAAGAAAAUAACAAUUUACGCGAUGGAGUCAUUAAUGAGAGUGUCAUCGCUAAACGUCAAGAGAUCGGCAAAAACGCUAAUAUUGUCUCGUUCUCAGUAUAUUAAGUGUCACAGGACACUUACCUCUCAACAAAUAUUUGAUCGCGAAUCUAAAUAUGGUGCUCACAAUUAUGAUCCACUUCCCGUGGCUCUCUGUAGAGCUCAGGGUGUUUUUAUGUGGGAUGUCGAGGGAAAACGAUACUUUGACUUUCUAAGUGCCUAUUCGGCAGUUAAUCAAGGUCAUUGUCAUCCUAGAAUCUACAAAGUGAUGAUCGAGCAGGCGAAGAUUUUAACUUUAACAUCCAGAGCAUUUUACUCCAAUGUUUUGGGUGAAUUCGAAGAAUAUAUUACGAAACUUUUCAGAUAUAACAAAUGGUUGCCGAUGAACACUGGCGUGGAAGGUGGCGAAACAGCGUGCAAAUUGGCACGCAGAUGGGGAUACACGUGCAAGGGUAUACCGCACUAUCAGGCUAAAAUAAUAUUUGCGAGAGGCAAUUUUUGGGGAAGAACUAUGAGCGCUAUUUCUUCGAGUAUCGAUCCCACCAGUUACUACGGUUUCGGACCGUUUAUGCCGGGCUUCGAACUCGUACCCUACGACGAUCUCCCAGCGCUUGAACAGGCUCUCGCCGAUCCGAAUGUCUGCGCCUUUAUGGUGGAACCCAUUCAAGGUGAAGCUGGCGUCGUGGUGCCCAAGGACGGAUAUCUGAAAGGAGUUCGGGAGCUUUGCACGAAGCACAAUGUUUUGUGGAUUGCGGAUGAGAUACAGACUGGCCUGGGCAGAACGGGAAAACGGCUCGCUGUGGAUUAUGAAAAUGUAAAGCCAGAUAUUUUGAUCCUCGGUAAAGCUCUGUCCGGAGGAUUCUAUCCCGUUUCCGGCGUGCUGGCGAACGAUCCCAUCAUGCUUACGAUCAAACCUGGCGAGCACGGAUCUACUUAUGGCGGCAAUCCUUUGGGAUGUAGAGUCGCCCUUGAAGCGCUUCACAUUCUGGAGGAAGAGAAACUCGCUGAGAAUGCGGAGAAACUCGGUCACAUAUUAAGAGACAAGCUUAGAAAGUUGCCAAAGGAGAUAGUCACUCUAAGAUUCUUCUUCAGCAUUGUAAAGGAAUCGGAGAAGAGAAGAUUUUUGAGUUCCCAACAAAUAAUUGAUCGCGAUAACAAAUACGGCGGUGUACACUUCAAACCACUGCCGGUUGUUCUCUCUCGCGGGGAAGGUGUCUACCUGUGGGACACUGAUGGAAAGAAGUAUCUUGAUUUCCUGGCAGGAUUCUCGACCGUCAGCCAGGGCUACUCUCAUCCACGUCUGGUAAAGGUAAUGAGAGAUCAAGCUGGAAAAUUAGCGCAUACGUCAAGAGCCUUCUACUCGGAACCUCAUGGCGAAUUGGGAGAAUAUCUAACGAAACUCUUGGGAUGGGAUCGGUUUUUACCUAUGAACACAGGUGUCGAAGGUGGUGAUACAGCCGUAAAAUUGGCCAGACGUUGGGGCUAUAGAAUAAAAAAAGUUCCGAGCGGCAAGGCUGCCGUCAUCUUCGCGAAUGGAAACUUUUGGGGUCGUUCAUUGGCGGCCUUAUCGGCUUCAACGGAUCCAAACUGCUAUACGGAUUUUGGUCCAUAUGUGCCUCUUUUUGAGAAAAUACCGUACAAUGAUCCAAUUGCUUUGGAACAAAAAUUUCAAGAGAAUCCCAAUAUCUGCGCGUUCAUGAUGGAACCCAUACAGGGAGAAGCUGGCGUUGUUGUGCCAACUGAUGGUUAUCUGAAACGUGUGAGAGAAUUGUGCACGAAAUACAAUGUUCUAUGGAUCGCCGACGAAGUGCAGACUGGUCUUUGUAGAACUGGUACACGUUUGGCAAUUGAUCAUGAAGGCUAUAGACCAGAUAUUCUUAUUUUGGGAAAAGCACUUUCCGGCGGAAUGUACCCGGUUUCCGGUGUUCUGGCAGAUGACGAGAUAAUGCUCUGUUUGGAAACAGGUUCGCAUGGGAGCACCUUCGGUGGGAGUCCGCUCGGAAACAGGGUCGCUUUAGAAGCGGUAAAGAUUUUGGAAGAGGAAAAUCUGGCAGAAAACGCAAAGAAACUUGGAAAAAUUCUGAGAGAAGAACUAAGUAAGGUGCCAAAGGACAUCGCGACAGAAUUCCGUGGACGCGGCCUUUUAGCCGGUCUCGUGAUUAACAAAGAAUUCGCCGAGGGUUGGGACAUCUGUCUGAAGCUGAGAGAUGCUGGAUUGUUGACGAGACCUACACACGGUCAAAUCAUCAGAAUAUCACCUCCAUUAACGAUCACAGAGGAACAACUGCGAGAAGGAAUAAAUAUUCUCACUACAGUCCUUAAGAGCUACGAAUAAAAAAUUUAAGAUAUCACCAAUAUUGUAUGAUAAACUUUUUUUACGAUAAGAUAGAUUACCUUUUUUUUCCAUAUUAUUCUAUUCAUUUAAAACAAAUGCAUUCUAAAUUUCAAAGAUUCUUAGAUUUCUCGAAGAAACAAUGUGAUUGUAGAAACGAUGUGAUUGUAAGAAAAUAAAAAAUUGUAGCCAC
Molecule: messenger RNA, 2921 nt
Organism: Pogonomyrmex barbatus (red harvester ant)
Lineage: Eukaryota; Metazoa; Arthropoda; Insecta; Hymenoptera; Formicidae
Product: Ornithine aminotransferase precursor
Cellular component (GO): cytoplasm
Molecular function (GO): L-ornithine transaminase activity; identical protein binding; pyridoxal phosphate binding
Source: RefSeq, a predicted model, not a curated record